Molecule: messenger RNA, 2169 nt
Organism: Oppia nitens
Lineage: Eukaryota; Metazoa; Arthropoda; Arachnida; Sarcoptiformes; Oppiidae
Product: neuroglian-like
Exons: 10
Coding region: 1-2169 (722 amino acids)
Source: RefSeq, a predicted model, not a curated record
AUGAAGWUGCAAACAAUUCAGUCAAUUGCCGGUAAAAAAGUAGACAUCGAGUGUCUAACUGAGGACUGGGAUGAAAAUGAGAUACUACUGGUCCACUGGUACAGGGAAACCGAUUCAACCGUAUUCAGGCCGUACAGUGACCGACCGUUUUAUACGCUAGACUCACGUAAUAGGCAACUAUCGCGGGCUAGACAUACACUGGACGAACCGGAACUGAAACAUAGAUUUUAUUUUGAUGUCAGCCGCGAACCACCGGUGCUCAACAUUAGUCCAGUGCUGGACAGUGAUGAAGGCUGGUAUAGGUGUCGUGUCGAGUAUAGGACACGCCGUACACAAAGCUAUAGUAUAUUUCUGGAAGUCAUAGGUCCACCAAAAUUGAUACAAAUUGUUGACUCAGAUGGACAGYCACUUAGGGGACUGAUUGGUCCSUACAAUGAAUUUCAAACAGUCUAUCUGAGAUGUGAAGCACUGGGAGGAAACCCUAGUCCGGCGCUAAUCUGGUCGCACGUUAUGUCGGCCAUCGAUGUCAUAAUUGAUAGUACGUACAGUGUUAACAGCAGCACCGGUAGUUCAUCGCAACUGUCAUCAGUGGUGAAUGAACUUCAUUUGCGUCAAUUGGAUCGUCACGACUAUCGUACAAAACUUGUAUGCCGUGCCAGUAGUACUGGUCGUWCAGUUUAUGAACCAAUUGAACAAUCGGUUAUCAUUGAUAUGAUAUUAAUGCCGUUAAACGUAUCGAUAAUACUGAUGACCACCGAUGAAAGCCGAGGACAGCCGGCAGCGGCGGCGGCGGCGGCAGCGACUCUCAUAGCUGGCCAACAAUCAGUAUUCCGAUGCUCGACAUACGGUUCGCGGCCUAACGUAACCAUUGAAUGGCUUAUCGAUGACCAGCCAAUCAUCGGUAAAAAUAUAACUACCGAUACUACUGAUGAUGAUGACGACGACGAGGACAACGGCACCACUAUAUCGACAGUUACCCUAAUUAUUGACUAUACUAUGAACAGCAGGCAACUGGUCUGUCGUGUAUACAAUCAGCUCAUACCUAAUAGAUUGUUGGAGGACAGUCAGGUGCUUAAUGUUGAAUAUUUACCAAUAAUUAACAUAACCCUGGAUACUAAUCGUUUAAUACCUGUCCGCGAGGGUGACUAUCUGAGAAUCCGGUGCCAUACGAUGGCCAAUCCACGGGUCGACCGUCUAGAGUGGGCACUGGAUGGCCGACCCGUUCAACUAGUACCGGAAAAAUCCUAUUUUAUGGAUAGUCUAACUAACGAGACACUAGUAAUCAAUUAUGUUAGCAAAAAUGAUUCAGGCCGUUACCAAUGUACAGCCAGUAACCGACUGGGCAAAUCUACCAGUGCCCUAUUGAUGCUAGAUGUCAAUUACGCACCUGUAUGUCAACCUGAUCAGCAACAAUACUAUAAUGUUGUACGCAACCAAAACAAUACCAUCCGGUGCUCGGUUAGCUCCCGGCCCUCAACUGGACUUAAAUUCAAAUGGUUUGUCAAUACAUCCAUCGAGUUGUUUGAAUUGUAUCCAAACUUUAGCAGCACUGGUAACGGUAUCAAUGAUGAUGUCGAUAAUGGUUUACUAGUAGUGCCACCAUCAACAACAAUAACAACUAGUGUGACCAACUACAGGCCAACCAAUACCCUAAUCAACUAUGCCACGAUAAUGUGUCUAGCUGAAAACAGUAUGGGCAUGAUGCAACGUCAACCAUGUUUGUUUUGUCCACCUGAUUCAGUUAGCAAUUGCCAGUUGAUAAUUAAUAAUAAUAAUAAUAAUAAACUAGCAGCAAGCAACAUUAUUGAAUUUGAAUGUCAACCUGGCAACAAUGGUGGCCAAUUAGCAGGUCAACAACAACAACAAUUGUUUCAUCUAGAAAUUUACCAUGCUCUAACAGAUAGUCUAGUAGCAAAUUUGACAAAUGUUCAAGCUAAAUUCCUGAUCAAUAAUGAUGGCAUAAUUAAUCAAGGUAGCCGGUACAAUUUUGUUGUCUACUCGUCCAAUCAAUUGGGCAAUAGUCAACCGGUUAUCUAUCCGGCAAUUGAACUGGGUGCAGCUACAACUAUGGGUGAUAAUAGACAAAUUGAGCAUGCUAAAACAAUUAUCGAUAGCCAAUUGAUGAAUAGUCUAAUUGACAAUAUAUCUAUGAAGAUGAAUACAAACUAA